Molecule: messenger RNA, 1158 nt
Organism: Ustilaginoidea virens
Lineage: Eukaryota; Fungi; Ascomycota; Sordariomycetes; Hypocreales; Clavicipitaceae
Exons: 4
Coding region: 1-1158 (385 amino acids)
Molecular function (GO): metal ion binding; agmatinase activity
Source: RefSeq, a predicted model, not a curated record
AUGAAGCCCAAGUUGCUGUUUCCCUUGUUCCUCGUAAGCUCGAGUUAUGCUCACGACGAGCGGGAAUGGUCCAAGGAGGAGCUGGCUGAGCUACAUGCUAAGUGGGGAUCCGAGUGGUCCUUCAAUGGAAUCGGCUCCUUUGCCCAUCUGAACCACGUCAAAUGCCUCACCAACCCCAGUGAAAAAUACGACAUUGCCAUUGUCGGCGUCCCCUUCGACACAGCAGUUUCGUUCAGGCCAGGGGCUCGAUUUGGACCCAGGGCUAUUAGAGCGGCAUCAGCGCGUCAAACUUCCUUCCGAGGCUUUAAUGCUCGCGCAAACAUCAAUCCCUACCAGAACUGGGCCAAGAUUAUCGAUUGCGGUGACAUGCCCCUCACACCGUUUCAUAACGACGUUGCGAGGGAGCAAAUGACACAGGCUUUCAGGGCUCUGGGCCAAGGGAAGCCCGAUAGUUUGCUGAGCAGAGGCAAACCGAAGCUGGUUGCGCUCGGCGGCGACCAUAGUUUGGCUCUACCUGCUUUGAGGUCGCUAAAGGAGAUUUACGGGGUGCCAGCUCGCGUUCUCCACUUUGAUGCUCACUUGGAUACGUGGGAGCCCGCUGCGUUCCCAUCUCACUGGGGCUCUACGCAUUUUAACCACGGAUCCAUGUUCUGGAUGGCCCACAAGGAAGGACUCCUAUCUAAUGCAUCGACUGGUAAAUCUGUUCACGCUGGACUGCGCACUCGUCUUAGCGGGGAUGACUGGACAGAUCACGCGUCUGAUACUUCACAAAACUGGGUUCGCUUUACAGCUGAUGACAUUGAUGUAAUUGGAACCAAGGGUAUCAUUGACGGAAUUAUGUUGGUUUUGGGAACCGAGGAUCCCGUAUAUUUAUCUGUUGAUAUUGAUGUUCUGGAUCCCGCCUUUGCGCCGGGCACUGGAACGCCGGAGCCGGGUGGCUGGACAAUGAGGGAGUUGAUAAGAAUCUUGAGGGGAAUCGAGGGAUUGAAUCUCGUGGGAGCUGAUGUUGUGGAGGUAAGUCCUGCGUACCAGGGACGCGGGGAGGAGACGGCCUUGGCAGCUGCGCAGAUUGUGUAUGAGAUUCUGAGCUCCAUGGUCAAGAGAGGUUUGGCGGACGCGCAAGAUGGAACUGGCCAUGAAACGAGGGACGAGUUAUGA